This is a messenger RNA of Notothenia coriiceps (black rockcod), 2857 nucleotides long. RefSeq names its product protein FAM193B-like. The transcript is spliced from 4 exons. Lineage: Eukaryota; Metazoa; Chordata; Actinopteri; Perciformes; Nototheniidae. The record is from RefSeq and is a predicted model, not a curated record. The coding region runs from base 45 to 1463 and encodes 472 amino acids. Gene Ontology annotation, cellular component: cytoplasm; nucleus.
GAACCGUUACACCCCUACAAGAAACAAAUUGGACCAAACGUUUGAUGUCAAAGUGCUGCAGAUGCAUUUUGGUCUGCAGCAAAGAAACCAUCGAUGCUUCAUACUUACUGACGUGUAAUCUAUUUCUGUUUCAGGAAAAGGCUCAGCAGGGAACGGGUGCUGCAGGCAGUGACCCCAACUCCGACCCCUCUGAUCCUGCCGACGACGAGCCCCUCGCUGACGGCUCAGAAGCCAGUCGGCUGCUGGAUUGGCCUCAGCUGGAGCUCGAGCGUGUCAACAGUUUCCUCACCAGUCGGCUGGAGGAGAUUAAGAACACCAUCAAAGACUCAAUCCGGGCCUCAUUUAGCAUGUACGACCUCAAUCUGGAUGUUAAUGACUUCCCAAAGAAGGCCGCCACGCUGGAGGGCAACCAUUUACUGUCCCAUCUCAAUGGUUCCUCUGACCUGCAGCAGAUAGACCUGGACUUGGCACCUCUCUCACUGGGAAACUUUAAGAGCCACCUGGACCUGGUUAAUGGAUGGGAGGACACGACUACGGUCUCAUCCGCUAGUACAGCCCCCAACACCACCACGGCCUCAGGGGUCCCUCCUGGGUCCAAGGACAUCCAGCGGUUGCACACUACCCCCAGUCUUUCGAAGCUCAUAAGGGUUCGCUCCCCAGAAAGAUGCACUUCCACUGGACCUGACAGUUUGCUGCAGGUGCCAGCCCAAACCACAGCUAAAUCGAAUGAGGACGCCCCCGAUCCCAAGAACACGACGGUUGGGAACGGGAGUGCAAAGUCAAAGAAGAAUAAAAAGCAGCAGCAGCAGCAGCAGCAGCAGCAAAGACAGGAGCAAUCUGUGUCCGAGCAAAACACCAACAAACCAACCAAAGCUGCCUCUGGGAAUGACACACAGAAAAGCAAUGAGUGCAAAGAAUCGGCUUCUAACGGCACAAAAGGUGGGAACAGACAGCCCCAGCACUCUGCGGAGAACCAGAGGAACGGGCCAAAGAAAGCCGAGGAGGGCAGAUCGUCUAAACACGCAGCAAACGGUGGCGUCUCGAAUGCACACAGAGGGAAAGGCGACCAGGACACACGAGGAGGUCGAUCCGAGCUGGAUUCAGAAAGCAAGACGCACCCCGGCAUUCCAGCGAGUGGGCAGCAGCAGCAGCAGCAGCAGCAGCAGCAGCAGCAGCAGCAGCAGCAGCAGCAGCAGCAGCAGCAGGCCAAGGGGAAGAACAAGAAGAACAAGAACAAGGGUGAAAAAUCCAGCAAUGCUACUGAAGAUGUCUUUCUCCCUAAAGAAGGCGAUCCAACCGAAAUGGAUGAAAUUGAUCGCGAAGUGGAAUAUUUCAAAAGGUUUUGCCUUGAUUCUGCAAAACAAACUCGCCAGAAGGUAGCAGUGAAUUGGUCCAACUUCACCCUCAAAAAGCCAAGGAACCCUGGUUCAAAAUCCUACUCCAUUCAGAGGACUGAAGCAUAACGUGUGGCUGACAGGCCAGGGAUCAUUCUCCAGGCCAACUUUACCCGAUGCUAUUAUUGCAAUGUUCACUAAAUGAGAUGCAAAAUUGGUAAAAAAAAAGUCUGUUGAAUCCACUGCAUCCAUGUGCUUACGUAUGUAGUAUGUAAACAAUUACCUUACAUGAAAUAAAUGUUUUUAUCACAAAUCUGAGACAUUUUAACGUUGUUAAACUUCUGAAUUCCAAUUUGGUGCUCAUUAUACAUGUCCUUCUGCACAGCUAGUUUCCCGCUCACUUCAGCAGUCUCAGUAGACACUGCAGACCAUUUGUCUAGUAAUGUAACUGUAUAAGGAGCACAAGACAACAGUUUGACCUUGGUUGUUGAUGAUUUUUAAUUCGAUUGCUUUUCUCAAUAUUUAAUUAUGAUCAUUAAAUGAUUUAAUAAUCAGUGGUUGAAAAUGAUAAACGCUUGAUUACCCAUGAAACUAUGUUUAAGACAUGAAUUGUUUGCGAGUUUAGUUGAUCAACAGUGCUAAAAGAACCUAUUGGAGAACGUACUGUGUGUAACACUUGGCUCGCAGAAGGCAUCUUAUUUAACACAAACCCAAUGAAGAACCCAUGGGACAUGUGCAACAGAAACAUCUGAAUAAUGGUCCCCACUUCUGUAUUUGGCAAAGUUCAAAUGUCUGUUGCUUCAAUGUCAAUCCUCCCCUGGUUUUAAUCUUGAACAAUUGCAUAUUUUAUAGUGAUUUUCAUUAUACACUCCUCCAUCUGUAGAAGAAAGUCCAUUUCCACGGUUUUCUAACUCUUAAACUGUUAUUUUAACCCCUUUAUCCCUUCAGUGACAGGUACACCAGUGUGCAAUGUUCAUGUUAACGUUGGAACCAUCACACAUUGUAUGACACAGUCAAUUUCAAUGCUUGUAAAUAUUGAGUGAUUAUUUUGGGCCCUUUUGAGCCUUUGUCAUGCGUUUCUGGGGGUUGUGCUUGACAUAUAUUCAACCAUCCUACUCUUUCCCUUUACUGUGACCUUGGUGGCAUCCUGUACCUCAGCUAGCCUAUCUUAAGUUGAAGUCUCGAUAAUCUUUUGAUGAUAAACGUCACUGAAGAGUUGAUACCUUUGAGACAAGGGCCUUGAGAUUUUCACCAUUAACCCAUGUUUUUAGGUGACGGCUUUCAUUGAGGCGGAUAAGUUAUUUCCUGAAUCUGUGCUGAGAUUUUGUUUUCAUAUAACAACAUUGAUGCUUUCAAGGUUAUAUUCAAUUAGAGAAGAUUAUCUUAAUGUUUCGAAUGUAGAUUUAUACUAUAUCAAUAAUAGCCAAGUGUAUGUUGGCUUGUUUCUUUUUUUUUAAUUCACUUUUGAUACUGUGAAAAAUCUUUCGUUCAGAAAGAUUAAAAACAAUACAGUUUUGACAAAA